Molecule: messenger RNA, 1010 nt
Organism: Sebastes umbrosus (honeycomb rockfish)
Lineage: Eukaryota; Metazoa; Chordata; Actinopteri; Perciformes; Sebastidae
Gene: isca2
Product: iron-sulfur cluster assembly 2
Exons: 4
Coding region: 28-621 (197 amino acids)
Biological process (GO): iron-sulfur cluster assembly
Cellular component (GO): mitochondrion
Molecular function (GO): iron ion binding; 4 iron, 4 sulfur cluster binding; 2 iron, 2 sulfur cluster binding
Source: RefSeq, a predicted model, not a curated record
GACAGCCUUUAGCCAAUAAAAAAAGCGAUGUGCCCUCGUCAUCAGUUGCUGGGUGAAAAGGUUAAAGCUGACCAACGUUUGUUGUGGAAGAUGUCAUUCGUGAGAGGAGCUAUGAUAACUGCGUCAAAGUCAAGAGUAUUGAGCCUUGCCAGGGCAUCUACUCGUCUGAACAACCUCAAUGUGAGCCAACAGUUACAGAGACUUCCCCAGCAGCCAGCUCUUUACACAGCUGGGCUCCAGAAGAGCUUCAGCAGCGCCUCAACACAGGAGAAGCUAUCUGUGUUGGAUCCAUCUGGAGAACAUGUUCAACUCACUGAGUCCUGUGUGAAGAGACUAGGGGAGAUCAUGGGGCAGGGCGAAUAUCUGAGAAUCCAUGUGGAGGGAGGAGGCUGCUCCGGGUUCCAGUACAAGUUUUCUGUUGAUGCUAACAAGAAUGAAGAUGACAGAGUGUUUGAGCAGGGAGGAGUGGGCAUUAUCGUGGAUCAGGACAGCCUGGAGUUUGUGAAAGGAGCCACUGUGGACUUCAGCCAGGAAUUGAUCCGGGCCGCCUUCCUCGUGCUCAAGAAUCCUCAAGCUGAUCAUGGCUGCUCCUGUGGCAGCUCCUUCUCUGUCAAAUUAUAAUCCUGCUACCCUUUUCUCUCUGUCAGUGUUACUUAUUACUAAAAUUUACCAGUUUAUUAGGUACACAUACAAAAUAAAAUAUUUUAGACACUAUUCAAUAUAAUGCAUUCUAAAUACUGGUUUUGAAGUAUGAAACUACUUUAACUUAAUGAAAGGCAGAGGUCAUGAUUAACCAUUGUGCUAUUUUGACCUGAGUUCACAAUAUUUAACUGUAAUUUUUCAUGUGUUCAGACAAAAUGAAGGCUCAGUUGAGGUGUUUGUUGGUUGCGGUGCUUAGAUUUGGUUUUGUGUGUAAAAUAUGUAAAUAGACCAUAUCUAUGAUUGCAAAGAGCUAAGCUAUAUUAUAUUUGUUUCAUCUAAAAUAAAAUGGAGUGAAUUUCAGAUAUUAA